GAAAUGGUAACCAUAAAGCAACAAAAUUGUUUAUUGGACUGCGACACCCAUUUACCGUCAGAAUAGAAGUUAUAAAGUUAUAAAUGUACAUGAUUCACUUAUUGUGUACACACACUCUCUCUCCAUCUCUAUCUCUCUAAAACAUCUUUGAACUCAUUCAACUUCGACAUGAAAGAAGCUCAAGAACUUCAGCUCCAUGUCAUGACUCCGCUUGAAGCCAAAGAAGCAAACUCAACAACAGAGCAUAUAAAUGUCACCAGCCAAUCAACAAUCACUCAGCCUAGAAAUUAUGGAUGGUGGCUUCGAAUGAGCAUGUACACACUCUUUCUCCUCUCUGGCCAGUCAAUAGCAUUACUCUUGGGAAGAUUAUAUUAUGACAAAGGUGGUAAGAGCAGAUGGUUGGGAGUGGUUGUGCAACUCAUAGGCUUCCCUCUCCUUCUACCCUACUAUUUCAUCCCAUCACUCAAAAAUCUCAAAACAAACAGUACCACCACCACUAUCUACUCUAAACCACCAUCCACCUUGGUACAUGUAUCAGUUUAUGUAUCACUUGGUCUACUUGUUGUUGCAAAUUGCUUCUUGUAUUCAACUGGGCUAAUGUACCUUCCUGUGUCUACUUUCUCUCUCAUUUGUGCAUCACAGUUGGCCUUCAAUGCUUUUUUCUCCUCCAUCCUUAACUCACAAAAGUUCACCCCUUUGAUAGUCAAUUCUCUAGUCCUUCUCACUAUAUCCUCCAUCCUCCUAGUUUUUGAAACAGACCCUUCUUCAGACUCCUCCAAAGUUUCUAAAGAAAAGUAUGUAAUUGGCUUAAUAUGCACUAUCUGUGCAUCUGCUGGACAUGGUUGGGUGCUUUCACUUACACAGGUUGCCUUCAAAAAGGUUUUUAAAAAGGAGACAUUUACAGUGGUCAUGGACAUGAUAAUCUAUCAGUCUCUGGUUGCAACCUUAGGUGCUGUGGUGGGACUUUUUGCUAGUGGAGAUUGGAAAAGUUUAAAAACACAGAUGGAGGAGUUUGAACUAGGAAAAGUAUCCUAUAUCAUGACAUUGGUUUGGACAGCUAUAAUGUGGGAAGUUUCAGCUAUAGGUUGUGUAGGUUUGAUUUUUGAGGUGUCUUCCUUAUUCUCCAAUGCCAUAAGUGUUUUGGGUUUGCCUAUUGUACCAGUUCUAGCUGCGAUCUUUUUCCAUGACAAAAUUGGUGGAAUAAAGGUGAUCUCCAUGGUUUUGGCUAUUUGGGGUUUUGUUUCGUAUGUCUAUCAGCAGUACCUUGAUGAUCUCAAGUCCAAGCAACAUGAAGAUAGAAAUGCAAAUGAAGCUUCCAAUGCCUCCUCACUACAAGAGGUUAAUGGAUCAUGAAUAAGGUUUGCUUAGACUACAAUAAUGAAUGCAUAAGAUAGGCUUAGAUCAAUGUAAGGCUAAUCUUCUACAAAAGAAGAUUUUCGAAUCUUUCUACUUGUAUGGAAUGGCUAAGUAGUAUUAGUCAAGCAGAUAAACUAGUUAAGAUUUAUCUCUACCGUAUCUCUCAAUCUUCUUCCUUA
Quercus robur (English oak) is the source of this 1535-nucleotide messenger RNA. RefSeq names its product probable purine permease 10. Gene Ontology annotation, molecular function: purine nucleoside transmembrane transporter activity. Gene Ontology annotation, cellular component: membrane. The record is from RefSeq and is a predicted model, not a curated record. The coding region runs from base 169 to 1353 and encodes 394 amino acids. The transcript has 2 exons. NCBI's taxonomy places the organism in Eukaryota, Viridiplantae, Streptophyta, Magnoliopsida, Fagales, Fagaceae.